AAAGAGUUUUAUCAAAAACCAAAACCACAUUGUCUUCUCUCCCAAAUCUCAAUCUUGAAUCAUCAUUAUUAUUCUCUUAUAUUAUUGUUUAUAUUAUCAUCAUCACUUCAAUCGAUAUGUCUAAGGUGAAUGAGAAAGAUGCAGCUGGCAAACCUGAGACCUCUGUUGAAGAGAAAACUGAUACUGCCAAGAAAACUUCAUCGGAAUCAAGCUCUUCAGGUGUACCUCCUAUGACCUCCAUGCCUGGAGCUGGAUUUCCUGGAAAUCCUUUUGACUUCUCAUCGAUGGCUGGUCUACUUAAUGACCCAAGCAUUAAGGAAUUAGCAGAGCAAAUAGCAAAAGAUCCGUCAUUCAACCAGAUGGCUGAGCAACUCCAGCACACCUUUCAUGGGGCUAAUGAAGGUAUUCCACAGUUUGAUACACAACAGUAUUAUUCCACCAUGCAGCAGGUCAUGCAAAACCCACAAUUCAUGAACAUGGCUGAACGCCUCGGUAGUGCCAUGAUGCAGGAUCCAUCGAUGUCUCAAAUGCUUGAAAGUUUAUCCAACCCAGCUCAAAAGGAUCAGCUUGAAGAACGUAUGGCACGUAUCAAAGAAGAUCCAUCCUUGAAACCUAUCUUAGAAGAGAUAGAAUCUGGUGGUCCAACAGCAAUGAUGAAGUACUGGAAUGAUCAAGAUGUUCUAAAGAAACUGGGUGAAGCAAUGGGUCUUGCAGUCACUGAAGAUGCUACUGCUUCCGCUGGGAAUCCAGUAGCAGAUGAAGCCGAAGAAGAUGCAAAUGAGGAUGAGUCGAUUGUUCAUCAGACUGCUAGUACUGGUGACCUUGAGGGUUUGAAGGCCGCGUUAGCGUCUGGUGCCGAUAAAGAUGAAGAAGACUCAGAGGGAAGGACCGCAUUACAUUUUGCUUGUGGAUAUGGCGAGGUGAAAUGUGCUCAAGUUCUCCUUGAGGCUGGAGCAAAGGUGGAUGCAUUAGACAAAAACAAGAACACUGCUCUCCAUUACGCAGCCGGUUAUGGCAGGAAAGAGUGUGUGGCCCUCUUGCUCGACAAUGGUGCCGCUGUCACUCUGCAAAACAUGGAUGGGAAAACACCUAUUGACGUUGCGAAACUGAACAACCAUAAUGAUGUACUGAAGCUGCUGGAGAAGGAUGCUUUCCUAUAAGCGACAGACAACCUAAAUGUACACUUUGCAAUGGUUCUUAUUUGUUUUGUUGCAAGUUUGUUAGUCAAAUUGCAUAAUUGACCUUGUCGUCAUCUUUGUGUGUACCUACCUGGGUGAUAUAUUAUAACAGAUGUUAUGUUUAUUUGAUACUUCACAUUUUUUUUUUAAAUCGUAUGAGAUAUGUUUACCUUUUGUUUUUA
This is a messenger RNA of Helianthus annuus (common sunflower), 1360 nucleotides long. Its product is annotated as ankyrin repeat domain-containing protein 2B. Gene Ontology annotation, biological process: protein targeting to chloroplast. Bases 117 to 1160 code for a protein of 347 amino acids. The transcript is spliced from 9 exons. Lineage: Eukaryota; Viridiplantae; Streptophyta; Magnoliopsida; Asterales; Asteraceae. The record is from RefSeq and is a predicted model, not a curated record. Gene Ontology annotation, cellular component: chloroplast outer membrane. Gene Ontology annotation, molecular function: chloroplast targeting sequence receptor activity; protein binding.